CGCAGAAAUGGCAGAGAAAGGUGAAGGCAGAAGUGAAAAGAAAAUAGGCACCUACUCAUCGCCAAUUGCUUUCGCUUACAUCUUCAACCUCAUUGUGGGCGCAGGCGUUUUAGCUUUACCUCAGGCCUUUAAUAAAGCUGGUCUAGCAUUAGGUACCAUACUUCUCCUCAUUCUGUGUGCAAUGAGCUACAUCAGUGCUAGUUAUGUCAUAGAGUGUAUGGCUGCUGCUAAUGCUUAUGAGAGAAUGAGUAAGAGAAGAGAGAGGGUGAAGGAUAUGACAGCACAAUCGAGGAAACCGUUGAAUUAUUCAUUGAAGAGACGGUCACCUUCUCUUUCAAAGGAUAGUGGUGAUUCGCUUUCACACUCGAGUACAGAAGAA
This is a messenger RNA of Amphimedon queenslandica, 379 nucleotides long. Its product is annotated as transmembrane protein 104 homolog. The annotation marks the transcript as partial. NCBI's taxonomy places the organism in Eukaryota, Metazoa, Porifera, Demospongiae, Haplosclerida, Niphatidae. The transcript has 3 exons. The record is from RefSeq and is a predicted model, not a curated record.